This is a messenger RNA of Harpegnathos saltator (Jerdon's jumping ant), 1955 nucleotides long. RefSeq names its product major royal jelly protein 1. The record is from RefSeq and is a predicted model, not a curated record. Gene Ontology annotation, cellular component: extracellular region. The coding region runs from base 146 to 1348 and encodes 400 amino acids. Lineage: Eukaryota; Metazoa; Arthropoda; Insecta; Hymenoptera; Formicidae. The transcript is spliced from 6 exons.
UCUGCGAACAUGACAAUUUAGUUUCAUUGACACUCAGUCUGUGUUAAGUUUGAAUCGAGUGCUCAGCAAGAUAUAUCUACGUACAUGAACACGCAAACAAAUAUCAACCUAGAGAGAGUUGUAAAGAUAGAGCUCAAGAAGUAAAAUGUCAAACAUUUCGACAUUAUUAUUAUUAUUAUGCAUCUGUAUUAUUUUUAUCAACGCGGUGCAAUUCGAAACAGUUUACGAAUGGAAAUACUUCGAUUAUGAAUGGGAAAACGCCAGUCACAAGGAAGCAGCAAUCGCAUCGGGCGAUUACAAUUACACAAGGCCCCUGGUUAUCGAUACCGACGUUUCGAAAGACGGAAGGGUCUUUAUAACUAUCAUAAGAACUGACGGCGUUCCGUCGAGUUUGAACACUGUUGGUCGACAUCAUGGCCCGAGUGGUCCUCUCCUACGGCCAUACCCCAAUUGGAAAUGGACUAAAAGAGGCGAUUGCAACGGGAUUACUAGUGUUUAUAGAGUUGCGAUCGAUCCUUGCAACAGAUUAUGGGUCUUAGACAAUGGUAAAAUCGGACAAAAAGUAGUGUGUUCCGCACAGCUGCUCGUUUUCGAUCUCAGUACAGAUAAAUUAAUUAAAAGAAUAAAAAUACCGGAUCAUCUCGCACAAAAUUCCGAGACGAAAGUCGGCAAACUGAUUACUCCAAUUGUCGAGACACACGGACUCCAUUGUACAGAUGUAACGGUGUACAUGGCGGACGUCACAGGAUACGGGCUUGUAAUCUAUGACCGUGGGCAAAUGUGGAGACUGGAGUCGAAAGAAUUUCGUGCAGAUCCAGCUGUUUCAAAUUACACUAUUAUGGGCGAAAGUUUUACACUGCAGGACGGCCUUCUGGGAAUGGCGAAGCAUCCGGAUGUGCCCGUUCUCUAUUUCAGACCCAUGUCUUCUCAUAAUAUGCACAGUGCGAGCACUACUGAUCUGAAAAGAUCGCGAUAUGGCUUUAAAGUGCGCUACCGCACGAUACGAGAUGUUAUUCCUAGCCAGGCCGCAGCUAUGGCUAUAUCGUCCGGUGGUAUAUUAUUCUUUGGUUUACCCACGGAAGUAUCCUUAGCAUGUUGGAACACCUGCAAGCCGCUCGAUAAAAACAGCUUGGGUAUCGUCGCUCACGAUCAGGAGAGGUUCCAAUUCGUUAGCGGCAUUAAAAUAAUACCAGAAUGUAUCACAGGUGCAAAUGAAGAAGUUUGGUUAGUGACUGAUCGUAUACAGAAAUAUAUGGCUGGUACGACGAAUUUUACAGAAAUAAAUUUCCGUGUUAUGAGAGCGGAUGUCGCUCAGUUGAUAGCUGAUACUGUUUGUGACUCACCGUAACAAUAAAGACUAUUAUAGGUACAAAAUAAAAAUUUAAUAAAUUUACUUUUAACAUGAAAGAAUAAUUGAUUUGAUCAGGGAAAACCUCUUAGAAAAGUAUUUAAACUCAUAAAUAUUUCAAAAAUUAAAUUAAUUAACGUUAAACUUACUAAUGUACUUGUUUACACAAUUUACGCAUGAGGAAAAGCCUUUUUCUGCUGGUUGAUAAAACUAGAUACUUCUUGAUAUCUACGUCGAAGGAAUUUUAAUUUUUAAAUUCGUUACAAGCGCUCGGUCAUUCGCAUGUAAUAGAUAAAUUGCGAUAUUUAAAUCAUUGACAGGUAAUAUGUACGCUUAGUAUAUGCGUUUAAGGCAUAAGUGCGUUUUAGGAGAAAGUUGCUUCGAAGAAAAUCUAGUAUUACGCAAAAAUUGCGUCAUAGGCACAAAAAUUGCGUCUAAUAUCGGAGUGUCUAUUUAUCGCUUCUAGCGGGUUUAUAUCUAACAAGUUUUUAAAAAACGCUGUGAUGUGUUACGACGUGCCGAACAAUCGAAUAUUAAAUUAAAUUUGACUUGCAACGAGAAAUAUAUAAUCCAGUAAAAAAUUAUUUAUAUUCAGCGUAAUAUGUCA